GCUUCAGUUCAUCGCUUUGGCCCACAAUGCAACGCGCGUGUGUCAUGGCUGCUCACUGAUACCUCUUUGGCCACAUGGGUAGAUUAAAAACAUUUUCUACGGGGUUGAAGCAGUGACUCGGUUCUGUAGGUGAGCUCUCGUCAAGUCGGAACCGUCCUGCCCGCGGGUUCCAGUGUUCGGCCGUCAUGCCGCUCGGUGUGGAGGUCCCAGUCCUCAGAGGCUUCCUGACAGCCGGGGAGGCUGCGGAGUGGAAGCAGCGCAUCGCGGAUCUGGCAGAGACGGGCUCUCUGCUGCAGUCCUUAGUGGAGGGGGACUUUGAAGCAGUUUUGCUGAGCCCCCAGGUCUUGGAUCUGCUCACCGGAGAUGGCAGCUGCAGUGAGGAGGAGGACGUUGAGUCGUACCUGGAGAGGCGGCUGCUCCUGUAUCUAACUGAUGGCUUUAACGACACCCGGACCAACAGGGAGCUGGCGCUGAUGGCCCUGGCUGUGUCCUGCCUCCACAUGUUUGCUCAGAGUAACUGGACCGGCCCUCCRGUUUCUCUCCAUGCGUGCGACUCACUGCCUCCAGCCCUGCUGUCCUCUCAGGUACCACACCGUCUCAUCGCUGACUCCUGCUUUUGUGUUGUCUGUCAUCUUAUCUCCUGCAGCGUUUAGUUUACUGGUCUGCUGGUAAGCUGGUCUGCUGAGAAAGACCUCUUCACAAGUGCCUUUUUUAAUACAUCAUCUUUUCUUUGUAUUUUAUAAACAGAUCUAGAAACCAUACAGAUGAUUAAAUAAACCCUUAUUAAUCUGC
Austrofundulus limnaeus is the source of this 792-nucleotide messenger RNA. RefSeq names its product tetratricopeptide repeat protein 27. NCBI's taxonomy places the organism in Eukaryota, Metazoa, Chordata, Actinopteri, Cyprinodontiformes, Rivulidae. The coding region runs from base 186 to 653 and encodes 155 amino acids. The record is from RefSeq and is a predicted model, not a curated record. The transcript has 3 exons.